Suillus clintonianus is the source of this 441-nucleotide messenger RNA. RefSeq lists its product as uncharacterized. Lineage: Eukaryota; Fungi; Basidiomycota; Agaricomycetes; Boletales; Suillaceae. Bases 1 to 441 code for a protein of 146 amino acids. The transcript has a single exon. The record is from RefSeq and is a predicted model, not a curated record.
AUGCCUGCCCCAACUACGUACUGCAACAUCGAAGUCGUGCAGUUCUGGCAAGGCCAGCAAGAGUAUCUUCAGCCUCAUCCCCUUCACUGGGCUAUCUUUAUCCCAACCGGUCCUGGUAUCGGAAACAUGUACCACAUCCUAGGAAAUACCGAUACCUACACCAUGGACUUCAGACGCAACCAGCCACACGCCAAAUCCGAUGGCUGGCGCGGAAGCUUUACCAUAGGAAGAGUGGCCGCGCAUCAACUGGCCCUGUUCGAGAGGCACCUCGCAAGCGUCCCUAUCAUACGUCACGACCCCGCAUGGAACUCCCAGACCUGGGUGUGGGAUUGUCUUCGCCAUCUACGACACCAUUUUGAGAUCAGCUGGGAGUUUAGACAAUCGGACCUCCAAACGAAGAUGUGCUGCCUACUGGAGGAUUGGGAAUUCGGUCGAAUUUAG